AUGAUGAAGCGACUCCUACACCCCACUAGACUGAGACUGAAUUGCAUGAGACGAUGCUCUGUAGAAGUGAAGACUGCUCCCCACGUUCCUGUGCUCUGCGACACAGCCAUUGAGUACCUGCAGCCCGUUCCAGGAGGCACCUACUUCGACAUGACUUUCGGCGCUGGUGGCCACACGCGGCGUCUGCUGGAGAAGUGUCCCGAGGCCAAGGUGUACGCCCUAGAUAGAGAUCCCUUGGCCCACCAACUGGCCCGCGAUAUGAGCGAAUCCGAAGAGUUCAAGGGCAGGCUGAUACCCCUGCUGGGAAAAUUCUCCGAUUUACCAAAGCUUUUCAAAGAACAUGGCCUGGCCAAGAACUCGGUGGACGGGAUGCUUUUCGAUUUCGGCUGCAGUUCCAUGCAAUUUGAUGAGGCGGUCAGAGGCUUCUCCAUCUCGAGAGACGGUCCACUGGACAUGCGAAUGGAUGGUGGCCACAGCGGAGGGGUUACAGCUGCUGAUGUGUUGGCCAAUGUUGAAGAGGGCGACCUUGUAAAGAUUUUGCGGAUGUACGGCGAAGAAAAAGCAGCCAAGAAGAUAGCCAGAGGACUGAUAGACGCGCGCAACGCCCUCUUUAAAAUCGAGACCACCAAGCAGCUGGCAGACAUUAUUGAAAACAUCAUGGAUGGUGGGUCCAGGAAAGAUAAGCUUCGACGACACGCACAUUCAGCCACCAAGACCUUCCAGGCCAUCCGCAUAUUUGUGAACAACGAGCUAAACGAGAUCAACUACGGCAUGGUUUUGGCCAACGAAAUCCUUCGCGUUGAUGGCCGCUUGGUGACAAUCACCUUUCACUCGCUGGAGGACACUAUCGUGAAGCGUCACAUCAAUGGAAACGUGCUGGCAGGCACAGCCAAUGCUCUUCCCCUCAAAUACUCCAGCUAUUAUGCCAUUGACGAACCAGAUAUGCUAGAAUCACUGACCAAGAAGAACUGGAAGCAACUCCAUCGCCAUGUCAUCGUGCCGGACGCCGAAGAGGUGGCCAGGAACACCCGCAGUCGAUCCGCCAAGCUGAGAGCAGCCGUCAAAACAAACUAAACGCAUGUCAAUAAAUUCGCUCGGUCUAGUUCAAAACUCA
Molecule: messenger RNA, 1114 nt
Organism: Drosophila santomea
Lineage: Eukaryota; Metazoa; Arthropoda; Insecta; Diptera; Drosophilidae
Product: probable methyltransferase-like protein 15 homolog
Exons: 1
Coding region: 1-1074 (357 amino acids)
Biological process (GO): rRNA base methylation
Molecular function (GO): rRNA (cytosine-N4-)-methyltransferase activity
Source: RefSeq, a predicted model, not a curated record